Messenger RNA from Gossypium raimondii (Peruvian cotton), 336 nucleotides. RefSeq lists its product as uncharacterized. The record is from RefSeq and is a predicted model, not a curated record. Bases 7 to 327 code for a protein of 106 amino acids. The transcript has 2 exons. NCBI's taxonomy places the organism in Eukaryota, Viridiplantae, Streptophyta, Magnoliopsida, Malvales, Malvaceae.
AGCUUGAUGGUGUCGAUGAUGAUGAGUAUGCUAGUAAAUGAAGUGCGAGCUAUUGAAAAUUUAGAUGUUGAGCGUAGUGAAGAAGAAGGGAUAGGUUCCUGUGCUAAAGAGUGUGCACUUAAAUGCCUUCCUCAAAUCAAUCCUCCACGUAUUAUAAUUUGCACGGCUCUUUGCAUAAUAGCAUGCAAACUUAAUCCCCCACCUGCCAUCUUCGAUUGUACCACUGGCUGUGCAAACUCCAUAAUCAAAACCUACAACCCCACUGAUGCAAGGAAGAUAGAUAACAUCGUCGAUUCUUGCUACGAGACUUGCAAGAAUAACAAUUAGUAGGCCCGG